Lacerta agilis (Sand lizard) is the source of this 8002-nucleotide messenger RNA. RefSeq names its product tet methylcytosine dioxygenase 1 (gene TET1). NCBI's taxonomy places the organism in Eukaryota, Metazoa, Chordata, Lepidosauria, Squamata, Lacertidae. Gene Ontology annotation, molecular function: zinc ion binding; DNA binding; DNA 5-methylcytosine dioxygenase activity. The transcript has 12 exons. The record is from RefSeq and is a predicted model, not a curated record. Gene Ontology annotation, biological process: positive regulation of transcription by RNA polymerase II; oxidative demethylation. The coding region runs from base 482 to 7318 and encodes 2278 amino acids. Gene Ontology annotation, cellular component: nucleus.
UUGAGCUAGUCAGUGGCCCCAAGAGUCCAGGGUCGAGAGGUAAGCAAUCCGACUCCGGAGUGGCGAUCCAGCUCGCAUCUUACUUUUCACUAGGAGGGCUCCGUCCAGCUCGAGAGCAAAGCGCAGCCGAGCCUCCCUAUCGGAGGGUCUGUCCGGGGAAGAUACUAACCUUCCGGGAAGAGCACGUUUUAUUCCCCCCAUUGCUGGGUGCGGGGGUCUCCAUAUUCCACAUAGGUGCUUAUUUUCCUUCCUUCAUGGAUGAGCCAUGAAAGUUUCCUUGCAUUUUUGCAGCUGUGGAUUGCAAAGUCAUGCACGGAGCGCCUUUUCCUGUUAGUAUCUUAUUGACAACGUAACGAGCCUGUUCUGUGCUCUACAAGGACUACGCAAGUGAAUAUGCCGGCUUCUGCUGAACGGAAGAACAUUUGCAAGACUCCAUGAUCUUUAAGUCUACUCCUAGUUGCACAUCUGCUGCUUGACAGAGAUGACUCGUGAUGCCAGAUCUUCACGAUCAGUUAAAAAGGAAAAGAUAAGCAAAAAGAAAUCAAGCCCAGUCAAAAAGAAAUCUUGCCAAGUAACAAAAGAUGCCAAUAAAACUUCUCCAAAAGCAGAAAGUUCAGCAAACUGCAAAAAGCACCUGGAAGAAAAGAAUGACGGCAAGAAAAAAACACAGGAAGAGAAACCACCACUGAAUGCAACAUGCCGAUUUCUCAGGAGCAGCGUCACCAAAGCCUUGUCUGGAACAUCUUGGAUGGAUCUGGGGUUAACUGAUAAUGUUCUGUUUCGUAACCAGCCUCCUUUGAGCUACAAUGGCUUUACCAUGACUCUCCGCAGGAAAUCGUUUCCCCAUAGACGGUUCCAGACGCCAACAAUCAUGCGAGCAACUAAAGCUGGCCCAGAGAAAAGUGUGGGGAGAAGAGAGAAGCCUGAAUCAAGAACCUCCUGUGUAUUAGAAAGGAAAGAAGCAGAAAAGGCUGGAAGGGAUUUAAACCAGGUUGGUGCAUUAUCUUCUCCCGGGGAGGAGGAUCUGUGUGAUCCGGAAGGAAGCCACUGCUCUGAAUGUGAUAGUCAAGCCAAAAAGGGAGAGACACCUUCUGAAGAAGGCAUUUCUGCUUCUAAUGGUGAUGUACCAGGUACCAAAAAUCCAGAGAUAUUAAAGGAGGAAUGCAAGUGUACAGAACUUGCGCCCACAGAGCAGGUUCUGAAAUAUUUGCCCCCGACUACCUGUGAAGAAAAUUUCACUCAACUUGCCCCUGCAAAUUUUCAUCUUGACUCUGCUGUUCCUAUAAAGGUACAUGAAGAGAAUGACUCAGGAACAUUUGUGAAAUCACAUGUUGAGAGUUGUUUGGAUGUGUCUCCUGCCCCCAAACAGUAUACCUGUUCACAUUCCGAUUCCACAUUAAGUCUUUCCUCGGAAGCAAACUCAAAGGAACUUGUAGAAAGGUCAGAGUUUUCCACAGAUGCUCACUCCAAAACUACCUGUGAUUUGGUGCUAACUGAUGGUGAUCCUGAUGCUGCCAUUUUGAUUACCUCCGAAUUGAUCUCGAAAUUGCAUUUAGAUGACCCAUGUGUGUUACAAGGGUCUCAGCUCAAUCAGGAUCGUGAGCCUACCGUUCAAGAAGUAGAACCUGCCUCACGCUGCAUCUCUGAAUCAGAAGACUGUUUAAAAGAUCCAGGCCUUUGUGUGGAAUCUCAUUUACCAAAGGGCUUGGAACUGGAGCUAAGCAGUAAAGCACUUGAUUCUUAUUUCAACUCCAGAGAACUUUAUUUAGAAUGUGACCAAACAAAUGGCAUGUUGGCAUGUGAACAGGUUUCUAAUACCUCUUUGACUAGUUUUACAUUGGGAGAUCUUGAGCAGACACUUGAAAAGAUCUCCGUAGAAACUUUCACUUUAAAUUCAGGUGCUGUGCCUGUUGCACCCCUCAACCUGGAAAGUUCAGCAGAUUCCGUAAGCAGUGACAUCUUUAAGGAAAGUUUUCCAAACUUGUCUGAAGAUGCUAAUUCAGGGCCUCCAUCAGCUGCUGCAGAGGGUACAGAUACCAAGACAGUUGUGCUAGAUGAAUCCAUUCCAAAACCUCAGGAGCCAUUGUUGCAGUUGGGAAGUGGUGGGACUGUUGUGAACUCCAUUCAGGACAUUGGGAAAUGCGGUGCUAAUCUAGUUGCAGUUUCAGAGACUGCCUCCUGUGGGAACCCAACUGACGGUCUUCCUGUCUCACUUGCAUCUUUGCAACCUGUGCUAGAGAAGAAGAAGCGAAGGAGAUGUGGGGUGUGCGAGCCAUGUUUGCGGAAAACUAACUGUGAAGAAUGCAGCUGUUGCAGGAAACGCAAAACUAGUCACAGGAUAUGUAAAAAGAGAAAAUGUGAAGAACUGAAGAAGCCUCCAUUGCCACUGCCUCCCUUAAUGCUGCCCUUUGUACCAUCAGAGGUGCUAACUGAAAACAAAAGGCCUCAGAGGAGAAAGCAAAGAGUUCAAAAGGGAGACUUAGAAAACAAACCAGUCAAUGGCUGCAGACCAGAGCUCAUGGACUGUGUUGCCCACGGCCAUGGCGAAAAUCCCAAGGUGAAACCAAGCCAUUUGCUGCCUUGGGAAAAUGUACAGGCAGAUGAAAAGGGAAGUAUGACUGGCUUAGAAACGGAGAAGUGGGCACAGAAUGAGAAGCCAUCGCUUAGCGUCCAUGUGAACGGUGACCUCUGUAGAGCUAGAGCAAGGAAUGAGAACUCGAAACAUUUUGAAAAGGAUCCAAAAGCUGUUCAUUCUUCCAACGUGUUAGAUGACCCCAAAAAGUUGCUUGCACAAACUGUUAGAAAUGGCAUUAAAAGCAUUCCUUAUUCACCAGCAGAAUGUGACUUGUCGCUGAAAAAAACAGGUGCCGGUGCAAGUGCUGAUCCGGCAAACAGCUGCCCAGAAAGCAACUUGGAUGCCUCUUUGGGUUGCGCUGCUCAGCUGAACAAUAUCAGCACUUUGACAACUGGAACGUGUGGUGCUCUUCCAGAAAAGAAGGAUCGCGUUCUAGCGCAGCAGACAGAAAACUCUAAUGCCAUUCAGGAAUCUGAGAACUCACUUUUACAAACUAUUUCACUUUUAGAUCUUCAGGACAAGCCAUCUUGCACUCCCGUGCAUGACAAAGAUGGCUGCCUUGAUGAUGGUGCUUCAAAUGGUGCUCCAAGCAAAGAUUUGCAACCUGAAGAUUUGUCACUUCAGUCAACUUUUUUAUCUCUGAUUAAAAACCGAAAUUUAACCUUAGAACAGGUUGUAGCUAUUGAGGCAUUGACACGCUUGUCGGAAGUCCCUCCAGGAGCUCCCUUGCCAGCUAAACCAGAAAGAGUUCAGUGCAUAGAAGAGCAAAGUUCACAUUCACUUAACAAUUACAAAAAGGAUAAUUCAUGUUUCUUAACAUCAUCUGCAUUGAAAGUAAUCAAAGGAACUUGUCCACAGAAAGACCAGCAGCUCUUUCCUUACGCUCCUUCGCAGAGAAGAACGCUUCCUAAAAGUCCCUUGACAUCAUCUGCAUUGAUAGCAAUCAAAGGGGCUUGUCCACAGAAAGACCAGCAGCUCUUUUCUCAUGGUGCAUCACAGAGAAGAAUCUUUCCUAAGAGUUUGCUUUACAAUGGUCAAGGUGCUAUUUCUGAAUUCCCCAGUAAAACCACUGGUGCAUCUAGCUUAUUGCGUAGGCUACAUUUCUCCCCACGAGAUACCAAGUCUUUAUCUGCGUUAGUGUCUGGUGGAACUUCAGGUCAUACUACCAAGAAACACCCUCUUUAUCAUAAAGCUGCCAUUGGGCCAUGCUCCAAAAUAUCAAGUGUUGUCAAGCAACGGAGGAGCCGAGUAGACAUGCUUGGAAAGUGGGAGGGGAAGGCUGUCCAUGGCUCAAAUUCAAAAAGUAAUUCUGUAUUUAGGGGAAAUAUUCAUAGCCAGGAUGAGGAAGAGGUAGCCGCCCAAUUAACUCAACUUGCAGCAAUAAUUGAAUCAAGCAAAGCAAGCCCAGACGAGAAGACGUCGCUUCUCAGUCGAAUACCACCCGAUAUGCAACCAAAACAUAAACAGGACCAGUGCCUAUUGCAGAAGAAACAAUCUGUAUUUGUAAGGAACAAUUAUAGUCCAUUGUUAGUCAAGCAAAGGCAACCAACACGGAAAAAUGAAAAACCAGUACCGAGGGCAAAAAGAUUAAAAAAGAAGCCUCAAGUAAUGCCUGACCAACAAAAUCAGCUACAGCAAGACUGUCAUCUUAGUGAAUUACAGGACAUACCAAAAAAGCCUUCUAAACUACGCAAGGUUGGUCGGAACGCAUCACAGGAUUCGAAACUAACUGCUUUGGGGAAAAGAUCUUCUAAAGCCAAAGGACAGAAGGCAUGGAAUCGGAAUACUUUGUCAUCACAACAAAAAGCAGCUGCUUUAUUUCUUCCCAAAACUCAGAUAAUAUACCACAGGCCUUUGCCUGCUUCAACACAAGACAAAGUGAAAGACAAGUUGUUUGGCUGUGAAAUGGUGCCUGAGCACAUAAAAACUAUGGGCUCCAAUGAGGCACGGGGCACCAAUCCUCCAGGUGCUGCCCCAGUUGCUCUGCACCAUAGUGGCCUACUCUCCAAUAGUCUUCUGACUGUCCCUCACUUCGAAGCAAAAUCCUGUUUGAACCAAGGAAGUGAAAAUGUACAGAUGUUUACAGAAAAUGACAAGAAUUCUCAGGUACAGCAAACAAUGAACAUCACUCAGAUGCGUCCUUUGCCUCAGAUCUUUGGUCAAAGAGCAGAUGAAAUGUGCAAGGAAAACCAAGCAAAACUUGAGUGCGGUGCUGUGGAACAACAAAUGGGCCAGAAAUUGCAAACCAUGUCCAUUAACUGUAGUUUAGCCUCCCCAGGGGAAACUGUGCAGGCUCUCAGGAAAGCAGAGUGUGCAAGUGAAGUUACAGUUCCAACAUCAAGGAGCUUGGAGACCGAGAAAACACAGAGAACAGGGAACUUAGGGUGCUCUCCAACAAAGAAUACACUCAGUAGUUUUCUUGAAUCGCCUAUGAAGUUCUUGGACACCCCUACAAAGAACCUAAUCGAUACACCUACAAAGAAAGGACAGACUGAUUUUCCAAUCUGUGAUUGUGUUGAACAAAUUAUAGAGAAGGAUGAAGGGCCAUAUUAUACACACCUUGGAACGGGACCAAGUGUUGCUGCAGUCAGGGAAAUAAUGGAAGACAGAUAUGGAGCAAAAGGAAGUGCUGUAAGAAUUGAGGUAGUUGUGUAUACAGGCAGAGAAGGAAAAAGCUCCCAAGGGUGUCCAAUUGCCAAGUGGGUGAUACGAAGAAGUAGUGAUGAAGAAAAACUGCUCUGCUUGGUUCGACAGCGUGCAGGACAUCACUGCCAAAAUGCCGUCAUUGUGAUACUUAUUUUGGCUUGGGAGGGGAUUCCUCAUCUUCUGGCUGACACUCUAUACAAGGAACUGACCCAGAGCCUCAGAAAAUAUGGCUGUCCAACUAGCCGAAGAUGUGCACUAAAUGAAGAUCGUACCUGCGCCUGUCAAGGCCUUGAUCCAGAGACAUGUGGAGCAUCCUUCUCAUUUGGCUGUUCAUGGAGUAUGUAUUAUAAUGGCUGUAAGUUUGCCAGAAGCAAAGCCCCCAGGAAAUUUAGACUUCUCACUGAUGAUCACAAACAAGAAGAACAUCUCGAAAACAAUUUGCAAACUUUAGCCACUGAUGUUGCUCCACUGUAUCAGAAACUAGCCCCUGAUGCUUUUCAAAACCAGGUGGAAAAUGAGCACAUGGGUCCUGACUGUCGACUUGGGAUCAAGGAUGGCCGACCCUUUUCUGGUGUCACCGCUUGCAUUGAUUUCUGUGCUCAUGCCCAUAAAGAUACACACAACAUGCACAAUGGAAGCACUGUGGUUUGUACAUUAACAAAAGAAGAUAACCGUAUGGUUGGGGUGAUACCCAAUGAUGAGCAGCUGCAUGUGCUGCCCCUUUACAAAAUCUCACAAACAGAUGAAUUUGGCACAGAGGAGGGUCUGGAAGCCAAGAUAAAAGCUGGGGCAAUCCAGGUGCUUACUGCUUUCCCACGAGAAGUAAGAAUGCUAGCAGAGCCACGUAGAGCAACGAAAAAGAAGAAAGCAGACUCAAAGAAGCAAACCUUAGCAGAGAAGAAGCUGUCUACUCCUGCAAAGGGAAAAAACAGAGUGCAGGAAAAUACCAAUAAAGCUUCAAAAAGUUUAGGGAGCAAAGCUAAUUCAUUGCAACCUGGGACAAAAAUGGAGAGUGGUGAUCCCCUUUCUACAAUAAAACACAAUUCAGACACUACUAAAAAUUGCUCUGUACUAAAGCAAUAUGCUCCUUCCUCCCCUUUAAAGCUGGAUAGUUUACAUUCUUGCUCUCCAUUAACUCACAAAGCUGGUGGUAUAAUGCCAGUGAGUAAUAAUCAACAAGAUUUUUCAACUCCCUACGGGUAUUUGCAAUGCAGUAGUAACAAACCUCAUGUGACACCCAAAGGUAAGAUCUUUGAUGUGUCCAUCAGCGAUCAUACUGGAAUUUUGCUGGAUGAGAAGAGGAAUGGGGUGCCCCCAUUUCUUCAAGACCUUACUGUUUCAGAAUCCACAGCCUACAGAGAGACUUUGCCCCACACACUUGAACAAGGAGUAGUCAGCAAGCAAAAUUGUGAAAUAAAGUUAGAAAACUCUCCUGCCUCACAGUUGGCUAGCUCUUGUGAUUCCUCAGUGCCGUUAAAUUCUCCAGAAGAUGUAGUCAGAAAUGAAAUUGGUUCUUCCCAGGAGUGUCCAAUGCAAAAAGGUGGUUUCAAGAACCCAAAUUGUGAUUCUGCCACUGCGGAUAAACACCCAGGUUGCGAGCUCUUAAAGCGCACAGAGUCUGAAGAAAAAGCAGAGGAAAUGUGGUCCGACAGUGAGCAUAAUUUUUUGGAUAAUGACAUAGGUGGGGUAGCUGUAGCACCAUCACACGGCUCCAUCUUAAUUGAAUGUGCACGCCGUGAGCUACACGCCACGACUCCGAUUAAAAAGCCGAACCGGAAUCAUCCCACACGGAUAUCGUUAGUCUUUUACCAACACAAAAACUUAAAUGAGCCAAAACACGGGAUAGCGCUGUGGGAGGCAAAGAUGGCCGAGAGAGCAAAGGAGAAAGCAGAAAAAUCAAGCACUGAAAAUACCAAUGUACAACCCAGUGACAGGAAUGUGCACCAGGCCAGUGCCACCAGAGAGAUUUUCUAUGAAGACAAUGAAUUCAACCAAAUUCCAUCACGCCGAGCAUUAACAGUAACUCAUGAUAACAUCAUAACGGUGUCUACUUAUGCCCUCACUCGAGUUGCCGGGCCAUAUAACCAUUGGGCAUAAGUUUUUAUAGCAACUGUACAACCUUGCCUUGGGAGCAGUGUUACACAAUAAUCCCUAAAGGUGCUGUUAAAGAACAAAGUCUUGUAUGGUUUACUCUUUGUUCAUCUCAACCAUUUUGAAGGCUGAGGUAAAAAAAUAAUGAUUUUUUUCCUUAAACUGUGACUUUAUAUAUUUUAACAUCUGGUGAUUUUCAAGCACAUUUUAAGCAAAAAAAAUGUAUAGUUAAAUGAUUUUGGCUAGGUUAUUAAUCCUGAUUGAAUUAUUCAGUUUAUUACCUUUUGGAAUUUAUACUUUGGUGCUUUGAAUUGUCUGUUUACUACAAAUGGGCUUUUUAUAAAGAUUUUAACAUACUUCAACUUUUAUGAUGUAAAAUCAAUUUAGACAGUAUUAGCUAUACACAGCUCUUGGUGCUCAAUCACAAGAAAUAGUUAAAGAUAAGCUGAUUUUUUUUCCCUUCGUGGUGCCAUUGCUCCAACAGCUUCCAGUCGUUGCUGUGAAGCCCAAGUUAAGGAUAACAAACCAAUGAUGAUUUAUCUUUGUACAGAUCUUUCGUGUCUGUAUAGGUUUGUGUGUGGACGUGUAUGGUCCACACACAUCCACACACAAACAGUAUCACUAGUGAUGGUUGGAGGUUGUAACCUGUAAAUAUAUAUAUUUAAAAGCACUUUCUAUUUUUAAAGUUAA